Messenger RNA from Vicugna pacos (alpaca), 3389 nucleotides. It is a transcript of the gene ACSBG1, whose product is annotated as acyl-CoA synthetase bubblegum family member 1. Gene Ontology annotation, cellular component: endoplasmic reticulum; membrane. Lineage: Eukaryota; Metazoa; Chordata; Mammalia; Artiodactyla; Camelidae. Gene Ontology annotation, molecular function: long-chain fatty acid-CoA ligase activity. The record is from RefSeq and is a predicted model, not a curated record.
ACCAGCAGCACUGGCUCCCACACUCACAACACCUGAGCUGAAGGAGCUCAGGGGAUGCUGAGUCCUGUGCCUGCCAGGCCCAAGAAGGAAGGUGAGCGCCCUGUGGCAGCCGGACCUCCCAGGCACACCCUCCACUGGCAGAUUGGUGGCACUGGGCCUCUCUCAGGUGGAUGCCACUCCACCAGGGGACAUUGGGACACGCUGUCUGAGGUUCUCAUUCUCUCCCGGGUGAGCUCGUGGGGUGUGGCUGCCCCUCAGGGACCAUGCUGGAGUUGCUUCUGCUCAGGUCUGCCGGCUCCAUCCUGAGGACCAUUUUCUUAAACAGAUUGCCGCCAGGUGGGCCUGGGUGUGUUCGCAAACUUAGUUUGAACCUGCGGUACCAGCGAGGAACAAGGCAGAAUGUGAAAAGCAGCUUCCUGACUGAUGGGCAGGCACGCUCCAAAGAGACCUUAAGCCAUGCUCACAAGCUCUCGUCCCCAGAGAAGGCGAAGGAUGCCCAGCUGGAUUCUCCAGAGGAGACACUAUGGACAACUCGGGCCGAUGGGCGGGUCCGCCUGCGCAAAGACCCCAGCUGCUCACAGGUUCCCUACACUGUGCAUCAGAUGUUCUGCAAGACUCUGGACAAGUACGGAAACCUGAGCGCUAUGGCCUACAAGCGCCAGGGCACGUGGGAGCGUAUCUCCUAUUUCCAGUACUACCUGCUGUCCCGCAAAGCCGCCAAGGGCUUCCUGAAGCUCGGACUGGAGCAGGCCCACGGCGUGGCCAUCCUCGGCUUCAACUCCCCGGAGUGGUUCUUCUCGGCAGUGGGCACAGUGUUCGCAGGUGGCAUCGUCACUGGCAUCUAUACCACCAGCUCCCCCAAGGCCUGCCAGUACAUCGCCUAUGACUCUCGAGCCAACAUCAUCGUGGUCGACACACAGAAGCAGCUGGAAAAGAUCCUCAAGAUCUGGAAAAACCUGCCACAUCUGAAGGCAGUAGUGACAUAUCGAGAACCUCCUUCCAAGAAGAUGCCCAAUGUGUACACGAUGGAGGAGGUCAUGGAACUGGGGAAUGAGGUGCCUGAGGAGGCCCUGGACAGCAUCAUCGAGGCCCAGGAGCCUAACCAGUGCUGCGUGCUGAUCUACACAUCGGGCACCACCGGGACCCCCAAGGGUGUGAUGCUGAGUCAAGACAAUAUCACGUGGACAGCACAUCACAGCAGCCAGGCUGGUGGCAUCAGACCCUCAGAGGUCCAGCAGGAAGUGGUGGUCAGCUACCUGGCCCUCAGCCACAUUGCCGCCCAGUUCUAUGACUUGUGGACGGGCCUCCAGUGGGGGGUCCAGGUCUGCUUUGCCGAACCUGAUGCCCUGAAGGGGAGCCUGCUGGACACACUGCGGGAGGUGGAGCCCACGACCCACCUCGGGGUGCCUCGGAUAUGGGAGAAGAUCAUGGAGCGUAUCCAGGAGGUGGCGGCACAGUCUGGCUUCAUCCGGCGCAAGAUGCUGCUGUGGGCCAUGUCGGUGACCUUGGAGCAGAACCUCACCUGCCCGAACAGCGAUCUGAAGCCCUUCAUAACACGACUGGCGGAUUACCUGGUGCUCUCCAAGGUCCGCCAGGCCCUGGGCUUUGCCAAUUGUCAGAAGUACUUCUACGGAGGCGCGCCCAUGACCACAGAAGCACAGCAUUUCUUCCUGGGCCUCAACAUCCGCCUGCUUCCGGCGUACGGCCUCAGCGAGACCUCAGGCCCCCACUUCAUAUGCAGCACCUACAACUACCAGCUCUACAGUGCCGGCAAGUUGGUGCCAGGCUGCCGGGUGAAGCUGGUGAAUGAGGACUCAGAGGGCAUCGGAGAGAUCUGCCUGUGGGGCCGCACCAUCUUCAUGGGCUACCUGAACAUGGAGGACAAGACGCGUGAGGCCAUUGACUCUGAUGGCUGGCUGCACACGGGCGACAUGGGCCGCGUGGAUGCCAACAGCUUCCUCUACAUCACCGGGCGUCUCAAAGAACUGAUCAUCACGACCGGCGGGGAGAACGUGCCCCCUGUGCCCAUUGAGGAUGCUGUGAAGAUGGAGCUGCCCAUCAUCAGCUUUGCCAUGCUGAUUGGGGACCAGAGGAAGUUCCUGUCCAUGCUGCUCACCUUGAAGUGCACUCUGGAUCCAGACACCUCUGACCCAACCGACAACCUGACGGAACAAGCUGUGGAGUUCUGCCAGAGGGUGGGCAGCAGAGCUACCACAGUCUCCGAGAUCGUGGACAAGAAGGAUGAGGCCGUGUAUCAGGCCAUCGAAGAGGGGAUCCAGAGAGUCAACAUGAAGGCAGCAGCCCAACCCUACCACAUCCAGAAGUGGACCAUUCUCAAGAGGGACUUCUCCAUCUCCGGUGAAGAGUUGGGUCCCACAAUGAAGCUGAAACGGCACAAAGUCCUGGAGAAGUACAAAGAUCUCAUCGAUUCCCUUUAUCAAGAGCAAAACAAGUAAUCAGGGGUUGUCCUUCCCCGGUUUCUCCUGAAGAUGGCAGGCUGAGUGCUUUCCUGACCUCCAGGUCCUCUUCAGUCUGGGUGCGCGGACCCCUGGCCAAGUCUGUUAGGUCUUGGGGUCAGGUGCGGUCCUGGCACCUAUGUUUGCCAGGUUUUAUGCCAACAAUAGCUGAGAAGCUUCACGUGUGCAUAGUUUUAAAAGUACUCCUUUCUGUUCAGGUGACAAAUGAGAUCAGCUCUCCUUCCAGAACUAAAGGGCUGACAAGUUUUGGCUUCAGUUCCUGGUAGAUUUAAUAGGCUGCUUGCUCACUUAGCAGUCCAGCCAGCAGCAGGCCGAGCGCUGGGGGAGGAAGGGGAAGGUGGCUUGUAGAACCAGUGCGUGCUGCCGGGCAGGCUCUCUGUUGUAACUCACCUAAAGGCCCGACUUGCUUGGGAAUUGUGCUGGACGUGGCCGACCAUCUCAUCCCAUCGCCAGGCGCUCUGCCGUGCACACACCAGCUGCCUUUGAUGCUUAAUAAACUGUGGCUGCCUUCCUGAUUGUAUUUAAUGUGUGACUUGAAACUAAACUUUCUAACAGAACUGUUAACAAGUACUUCAUUUGUCAAUCGAGCAGCAGACCAGUCCAGAGCUGUGGGUAUUUAACCCACAGGAUGCUGUGUACUAUGCAUGAGUGAACUUCAGGAGGGAGCCAAGUGGAACAUUCUAGUGAAAGCAGCCAACUUGUGCUAAUCCAUCACCACACCACCCCUCCCACUCUGAAUACUUUAAGCAGCCAUUCUUAGGAGUAAGCUGAGCCAAAAUGACCAGAGGCAUCUAAAUGGGAAACAGGUAGAGAAUGCGUUCGUCUCCAUCAGUCUGGGAAUUCUUUAUUAGGGUAAACCCAAGAAAUACUGAUAAUUAGCACAAUCCAAUAAAACAGAAGCAGCCAUUUGAA